Messenger RNA from Apis cerana (Asiatic honeybee), 704 nucleotides. Its product is annotated as alpha-ketoglutarate dehydrogenase component 4. Lineage: Eukaryota; Metazoa; Arthropoda; Insecta; Hymenoptera; Apidae. The record is from RefSeq and is a predicted model, not a curated record. Gene Ontology annotation, biological process: 2-oxoglutarate metabolic process.
GUACUCAUUGAAUAUGUUAGAAUACGCCAUCUAUUUGAGACUUUUAAAGUGAUUGAAAGAAGCUUGUGUUGCAAGUAAAACUUGGUCUUCGCAUAAAAUACAUUAAAAAAACAAUUAUGAUGGCAAGCAAAGGUUGGAAGGUAGUAAAACCACACGUGCCUUUGAUUAAAUUUCGUAAAGGUGGGAUUCAGAAAGAUACAACUUCAAAUCCACCAUCUAAGCACUUAGACUCGGCUAUGUUAGAACAAAAUAAUCCUAGUGCAACGGGACCUAAUGUAGUUGUUUUACCAACAAUAGAAGAUCUUUAUCUUCCUGCGCGAUUUCAAAGACGACCCAUUGAUGAGAAAGAAAUUGCAUAUAUUAAUGUAAGUACAUUAUUUAUUUUAUUAUUUAUAAUAUAAUUAAAUUUUUCGUUCAUAUUUAUAUUAUAAAAUUCAUUAAUAAAAGUCAUUCAAAUAGAAAUAAGUUUAUAAUUAUAAUGAUAAUUAUUAUUAUUCUAAAUAAUAAUUUGCAUAUUUUUUUAUCUUUAUGAAUAAUGAGAAAAAAAAUCAUAUUAAAUGAAUCUUUUUUUAUUACAGAGAGGUGGGCCAGAAUAAACUUGAAUAAUUUAGAACAUUAUAAACUUUAGAAAUCAUUAACAAAUUAUUUACUAUUAAAUUUUUAUGUAUAAUUUAUUCUGUAAAUAAAUGCAAGUGAAAGAAGUA